CAGGUGUACAGGCUCCUCCCCUUCAGUCUUGCACAGGUGUACCGACUCCUCCCCUCCAGUCUUGCACAGGUGUACCGGCUCCUCCCCUCCAGUCUUGCACAUGUGUACCGGCUCCUCCCCUCCAGUCUUGCACAGGUGUCCCGGCUCCUCCCCUCCAGUCUUGCACAUGUGUACCGGCUCCUCCCCUCCAGUCUUGCACAGGUGUCCCAGCUCCUCCUCUUCAGUCUUGCACAGGUGUACCGGCUCCUCCCCUCCAGUCUUGCACAGGUGUACCGGCUCCUCCCCUUCAGUCUUGCACAGGUGUACCGGAUCCUCCUCUUCAGUCUUGCACAGGUGUACCGGCUCCUCCCCUCCAGUCUUGCACAGGUGUACCGGCUCCUCCCCUCCAGUCUUGCACAGGUGUACCGGCUCCUCCCCUUCAGUCUUGCACAGGGGUACCGGCUCCUCCCCUCCAGUCUUGCGCAGGUGUACCGGCUCCUCUCCUGGACUGGAAUGGCUUCCUCUGAUGUCACCGCACACUGGGAGCUUCUCACAAUGUGCAUUAGAAGCUGCAGAAAGUCAGAGAGAGCUCCACCUCAUUUCCUGGCUGGAGGACGUCCAGCA
Messenger RNA from Staurois parvus, 603 nucleotides. The record is from the annotation of a GenBank genome assembly. Lineage: Eukaryota; Metazoa; Chordata; Amphibia; Anura; Ranidae.